Capsicum annuum is the source of this 408-nucleotide messenger RNA. RefSeq names its product receptor-like protein EIX1. The transcript has a single exon. Bases 1 to 408 code for a protein of 135 amino acids. NCBI's taxonomy places the organism in Eukaryota, Viridiplantae, Streptophyta, Magnoliopsida, Solanales, Solanaceae. The record is from RefSeq and is a predicted model, not a curated record.
AUGUGGUUAAAGAAAGAGUUCCUUAUAUUUGCUACUCUAUUUUACUGUUUUUGGCUCGUUGAUGGUUGCUAUGAAGGUGAAAGAGCAGCACUAAUGAGCUUCAAAUCGUUGCUGACUGAUCCAUCUAAUCGGUUAUAUUCAUGGAAAGGCAAAAAUUGUUGCAGUUGGAAAGGAAUCAAAUGCUCGAGUUCAGGUCAUGUUGUAGUUGUAGACCUCUGGAAUCCUCAUCCGAUUGAAGUCAAGAUCAAUAUCAAUAAGGAAGUUGUUUCAAAUUCUAAAAACACGUCCGAUUUUGCCCUUAGAGGUACUAUAUCUCCAUUGCUCUUCACACUUGAUCGUAUCCAACAUCUCGACCUGAGUUACAACAACUUCAUGUUCUCAAAGUACCUGCUGAGAUAUCGAACUUAA